This is a messenger RNA of Notolabrus celidotus (New Zealand spotty), 2658 nucleotides long. It is a transcript of the gene abcg2b, whose product is annotated as ATP-binding cassette, sub-family G (WHITE), member 2b. Gene Ontology annotation, cellular component: plasma membrane. Gene Ontology annotation, molecular function: ATP binding; ATP hydrolysis activity; ABC-type transporter activity. Bases 691 to 2541 code for a protein of 616 amino acids. Lineage: Eukaryota; Metazoa; Chordata; Actinopteri; Labriformes; Labridae. The transcript is spliced from 16 exons. The record is from RefSeq and is a predicted model, not a curated record.
CCAGUACAGCCGUGUAAAAAGACCACAAUGCAGGGGAGGCCGAGGAUAGUCACUGCUGUUAGCCUAGCGAGUGCCCUUUGUGUCUCUCUUGGAUUAGCUUACAUUAGCACUGACAGUUAGCUAGCCAGAACUUGGUACAGACCUUUGUAGAGCUGUGCUACCGCCGUGGCUGAGUUCUGAAAGAGGUGCCACAGCUUCUGCUGGCUUUGUUCCGUCUCUUCCUCGGUUUGAUCCCCCUGUUCAGCCUCUGCUAAGCACUGCCGUUCCCACUUGGAGAACCAGUGUUCGGGGCCGUGCUCUUGGAUCUCCGCUUCUCCCUCCUCCUUCCUCUCCUCCAUAGCUAACGAAAGAAGCUAAAGAGCUCGUGUAAAAUGUCGGAUUGUUUAAUCUUCGAAGGUACCUAUCUUCCGUAUCACAUAAGAGAAAUACUUAACACGACCCUAACAAUGUACAGAAACGAGAAAACAAACUGCUGUUAGAGACGCAUUGUGUAUAUUUUAAAUUCCGCCUACACGCCCUGUGUAAAGCACACCAAACUAAAGAACGCGAUGACAACACCGAAGAAUUUCUCGCAAUGGCCACGCCCACUGUCGCUUCUCUGGAAAGUGAUUGGCUGCAGCGCGUUCUGUAGGCGUUUAUCAAUGCUGAACACGAAGCCUGAUUGGACAACGGCAAUACAGAGAAAAGAAGAUGGCUGAAAAGGAGCAGGUUGUUGAAGAUGUCGAGGAGUGUUUCCAGGAACGUGGACCAACUGUCACAUUCAGUAACCUGCACUAUAGCGUCCAGGAGACGAGAUUAUGCUGCAAAAGAGGUCCUGAAAAAUACAUCCUCAAAGAUGUGAGCGGCAUCAUGAGACCUGGGAUGAAUGCUAUCAUGGGUGCCACUGGCAGCGGUAAAACAUCACUGCUGGAUGUGAUAGCAGGCAGGAAAAACCCUGCAGGGCUAAAACAGGGACAAGUCUUAGUGGACGGGAAAGUUGUCACAUCUGAACUGAGACUCAGCUCUGCCUACGUGGUCCAGGAUGAUAUCUUAAUGGGCACCCUUAGUGUGAGGGAGAACCUACUGUUCAGUGCCAACCUGCGUCUCAACCCAAAACUCCACACCUCUUUUGAUAAAAACAGCCGAGUGGAUGCCAUCAUACAGGAACUGGGCCUCACAGACUGUGCAGACACCAAGAUUGGAACAGAGUUCCUGCGUGGUGUAUCUGGAGGUGAGAGGAAACGGUGCAGCAUCGGGAUGGAGCUCAUCACCUCUCCUUCUCUGCUGUUCCUGGACGAGCCAACCACUGGCCUGGAUUCUAACACUGCAAACUGCAUCAUCGGGCUGCUGCACAAGCUGUCCAGAAGAGGUAAGACUGUGAUCUUCUCCAUCCACCAGCCACGCUACUCCAUCUUCAGACAGUUUGACCAUCUGAGCCUGAUGCAUAAAGGAGAGGUCGUGUACGCAGGAGCAGCAGGCCAGGCACUAGAGUACUUCACAAACCUUGGCUACCAAAUUGAGUCCUUCGACAAUCCUGCUGAUUUCUAUAUGGACAUCACAAAUGGAGAAGCAAAGUCCACAUUAGAACCAUUUGCUGCAGAGGAGAGCAAAAACCCGCUGGCAAGCAUGUACCGCCAGUCCAAAAUGUGCCAGACUACACUGGAGGAGUUGGACCAUGUGAACCAGAUUACCGAGGGGGCCAAAUGUCAAGGCAAGGCAGCUGACUAUGCCACAUCCUUUCUCUAUCAGCUGCGGGUGGUGUGUGGCAGGACGGUGAGGAACAGUCUGAGGAACCCUCAGACCUCUUACGCCCAGUUGGCUCUUAACAUCUUCUUCGCAAUUCUAGUGGGACUCAUUUAUUACCAAAUGCCAUUAACGCUGCCCGAGGCUUUACAGAACAGGAGUGGAGCGUUCUUCUUCCUUAUCAUAAACAUGGUGUUUGGAAAUCUCUCUGCAGUUGAACUCUUUAUCAACGAACGAGCGAUCUUCAUUCACGAGAACUCCAGUGGUUAUUACCGCACCUCUGUCUACUUCCUGUCAAAGAUCUUUGCUGACCUCAUCCCCAACCGCAUCAUCCCAAUCUUUGUGUUUUCAGCCAUUGCCUACUACAUGAUGGGGUUGAAGCCUGCCUUUACGGCCUUCAUGUGUUUUGCCCUCACCAUGUCUCUGGUCAGCCUGGCAGGAGUCGGGUUGGCCUUCCUCGUCUCAGCCAGUGUGUCUUCAUUCGCCAUGGCUAACAUCCUCAUCGCUCUACCAUUUGUCUUCAUGAUGGUCUUUGGUGGUUUUCUCGUCAAUCUCAACGUCAUGCUGAGCUGGCUCUCAUGGCUGAAAUGGAUCAGUAUUUUCAAAUAUGGAUUGGAUGCUACGUUCAUCAACGAGUUUACAGGACAGCUGUUCUACAGUGGCGACGUUGCCAUCCCAGGGGAGGAGUUCCUGCAAAUCCAGAAGAUUGACUACUCCACAUGGGGCUUCUGGAGGAACCAGGUGGCUCUGCUGGGAAUCAUAUUGAGCUGCAUGAUGCUGUCCUAUGUGCAGCUGCGCCGAAUCAACCGCUGGAAGUGAGGCACAUACAUCUGUUUCUGUAUCCAUGAGCCAAACAGUGUGUGUUUAUCUUAUUUAUUUAACAAGCCUCAAAUGAAACAUAUACCAUCAUUUAGGGGAAUAAAACACAAGAGGCGA